This is a messenger RNA of Macadamia integrifolia, 1799 nucleotides long. RefSeq lists its product as uncharacterized. Bases 135 to 848 code for a protein of 237 amino acids. The transcript has 6 exons. Lineage: Eukaryota; Viridiplantae; Streptophyta; Magnoliopsida; Proteales; Proteaceae. The record is from RefSeq and is a predicted model, not a curated record. Gene Ontology annotation, biological process: meristem development; meristem maintenance.
UUCGGGUUGGAUGUUCAUCUGAGAGAAUCGAAAGAAUCCCAUUCCCAUGUUUGUUCGUGGGUCUGCGUGAGUGCUCUGUUGGGAUCAACAAACCUUACCAUCGGUCAUCUUCUUCCCAUAACUUGAGGUGCAUAAUGUCGGUGGAUCCUCUCCAAUUGGACAUUAUACGAAGGAUCUCAGAAAAAGGAGCAAUGCAUGGUGAAAACAACCCACCUUCUAGGGCGUGGACAUAUUCUAGUAUGUCUGGAAAUUUGGAGGGUGAAUAUGAAUCUACUGAUAGUGGAGACGUUGGAGGGCAAGCCAUGGUUAGUAAUGUUGUAGAUGAUUCAGUAUUGUCAAUUGGAGCAUCCAUUGAUAAAGAUAUAUCAAGUAUGGACAUUGUUUUAUAUGAUCAAUCCAAUCACGUUUCAGAGUUGAUCUGGAAGGGUGAGAAGAGGCGUGUGCUACGGAGUAAUGAGCAUAGUCGAAAGUCCACUGAGUGGAAGUUGAGUAAAGAGCAAAAGUGGUUACUUGAGAUUGCUGGAUUCAAGUACUUACGCCUUAUAGGGCAUUUCCAAAUGGAUCGGUGUCUAUUGACAACAUUGGUGGAUAGGUGGCGAAAUGAGACUAAUACAUUUCACAUGCCACGAUUUGAGAUGACUAUAACUUUGGAAGAUAUGGCAUAUAUUUUGGGUCUUAGAGUAAUUGGGAAGACUGUUACUGGGAAAAUUUACGAGGAAGGAUAUACUAGGCAUGGCACUUGGACAACAUCCCUUAGAUCCUACCAACACAAAGGCUCUACAGAGUGGUUGUGUGAAGCUAACAUGGUUGAGGAACCAAUUUUCCCAGCUGCAAAGCAAUGCUUUUGAAAUAGAUGUUAUUCGUGCUACCCGGGCAUAUUUGUUGCAUCGUCUUGGAACUACCAUAUUUGCUAACACAUCCGGAAAUAUGGUUAGCGUUUCAUAUCUACCAUUUCUUGCUGAUUUUGUUGAAUGUACAGAAUAUGCAUGGGGCGCUGCUACUUUAGCUUUCUUGUAUAGGGCAUUGAUGCGUGCCUCAAGGAAGAACACUACUAAUAUUGGAGGUUCAAUGACCCUAUUUACAGUAUGGGCUUAUGAGCGCCUAGGGGUUGGUAGACCAGAUGUUGUUUGCCUAUGUAGGCCUUUCCCCCGAGCUGUUAGAUGGAAAUGCUGACGCAGAACUGACAACAUUCAUAAUUGCUAUAGACCGUAUCGGCAAGAGCUUGAUCAACUUAAGGAAUGCGAGGUCAAUUGGCAACCAUAUGCAACAUUUGCGAGUGCUCCUCUUGUUGGUCUUAUAGGAUCAUAUAUAGGUCUGGCUCGCACAUGGCUGAUUCAUUUCAAUGUGGUUGAGAUGCAUCUCCCAGAUCGAUGUUUGCGUCAAUUUGGACUAGAACAAAAUGUGCCUCAAAGUGUCGCUAGAUGGCAGCAUCACACGGUGGCUAGGCUAGGCAUAGAUUAUGGGGAUUUGUUUCAGCGAGAGGUGAGUGAGUGGACAUACUUCAAUGACUCCUUCGAAAUAGUUAAUGCUCCUCCAGAGUCGAACCCAGGAAUUACACAAUCAAAUUACCUUCAGUGGUAUCUAAGGGUCAGCCAUGUUAGGAUUCAUCCUCCUCAUGAAGUUGACGACCAAUGCCCCAAUGAGUAUAGGUUGAAAGGUUAUGGAGAUAGAGAAGCAUUGGACUUGGUAGGUUGACAAUUUUGAAUGAAUUAAAGAGUUGUUCAUUGCCUUUAACGAAUUGUCUUAGAACACUGAAUUGUUCAAUAUUUCAUAUUUGUCUAUUAAUAAUUUUUUCAUCA